This is a messenger RNA of Hibiscus syriacus, 846 nucleotides long. RefSeq lists its product as uncharacterized. NCBI's taxonomy places the organism in Eukaryota, Viridiplantae, Streptophyta, Magnoliopsida, Malvales, Malvaceae. Bases 61 to 651 code for a protein of 196 amino acids. The transcript has 2 exons. The record is from RefSeq and is a predicted model, not a curated record.
AAGAACCGCGUAUACACAAACUGGUCUCCUCUGUCCCUCCUUUUUUUUUUCUCUAUAGCUAUGGCUUCUUCAUCCACUAAAAAAAUUGACUCCAUACUUUCGGCGACCAAAUACCCUUCUUCCCGGCGAACGCCUUCGUUCUCUUCGUCAUCAUCUUCGUCGUCGUCGUCAGCAACAUUAUCAUCUCCGUAUUUUCAAGAUGAUUCGCCUCUUAAUCCGGUGGCUCCGGUCCGGUUUUCAGCCGUACCAUUUUCUUGGGAACGUUUACCAGGAAUACCUAAGAAGCUACAAAACCACAAGAAGAAAGAAUCAAUCAAGUUGCUGCCACUGCCACCGCCAGCUACUCCACCAACCUCAAGGAAGAGCAUUUUGGGAAAGUUGCUCUCUCGGAAGAAAACUUCCACUGCCUCCUCCGUCUCCGCCGCUGCUGCUGAGAGUUUCCGGAAGGACCCAUUUUUCACGGCGUUGGUUGAAUGUUCCAAGGAUGACGACGACGACGAAAACAAAUUGUGGAGAGCAGCAGGAGCUAAGGUUACAAGGAGUAUCAGUGAUAGGUUCGGAUUCAGUAAGAUCUGUUUCAAAAAAAGUUAUGCAGUUUCGGAAUCAAUGGUCUAUCUUCCAAGUGCUAGUAGCAGAACAGGGGAAGAAUGAUGAAUGAUGAAUGAUGGUGUCUUCAAAGACUGGAACUCGUCAGUAAUGCUCCAUGUGAUGUUUAAUGAGUAUAUGAGUGAAGAUUACAUUACUCCAUCUGGGAGUUAAGCUAAGCGGUGUUUCUGUAUAUGUAUCAGCUUCUUUAUUAGUAUUCAUUUGUUCUCUGCUAUUUGCAGUGCUGCAUAUUCUAUACUC